AGCUGCCCCAUCCUGGGGACGCAGCCAUGAGCCAUGAGCCAGCCUACCCGAACCCAGUGCGGCAGAGGGGCGUAGGGGGCCCGCCCGGAGGCGCAGCCCCGGCUGCAGAGCUGACCAGGCGCUUUCCGGCCCCAUAAAGCGCGGGCGGGAGAUGAACGCCGUUUUAUGGAGGCUGCCUGCGGCCCGGCCUGCUUUGAUUCCGGCUGGACGAGGCGCGAGGGCCGACCUCCAAGCUCAUAAACGCGUUGGCUGUGCGCUCCAUCCCCGGGCUCGCGGACCGCGAUAUAAGGCACAGCACCAGGGCUUCAGGGUCAACCACCCGCCGUCACUGCCGCCGCACCAUGUCCUGCCUCUCCGCCCGCCUCGGUGCCCCUUGCGGGGUCCGCACCUUCAGCUGUGCCUCGGCCUGCGGGCCCAGGCCCGCCCGCUGCUGCAUCACGGCCGCCCCCUACCGUGGCGUCUCCUGCUACCGCGGCAUCACCGGGGGCUUUGGCAGCCUAAGCGUCUGCGGGGGCUUCCGCUCCGGCUCCUGCGGCCGCAGCUUCGGAUACCGCGCCGGCGGCGUGUGCGGCCCCAACCCACCUUGCAUCACCUCCGUGUCGGUCAACGAGAGCCUGCUUGCUCCCCUCAACCUGGAGAUCGACCCCAAUGCGCAGUGCGUGAAGCAGGAGGAGAAGGAGCAGAUCAAGUGCCUCAACAGCAGGUUCGCUGCCUUCAUCGACAAGGUGCGCUUCCUGGAGCAGCAGAACAAGCUGCUGGAGACCAAGUGGCAGUUCUACCAGAACCGCCAGUGCUGCGAGAGCAACCUGGAGCCACUGUUCAAUGGCUACAUCGAGACGCUGAGGCGGGAGGCCGAGUGUGCGGAGGCCGACAGCGGGAGGCUGGCCUCUGAGCUCAACCACGUGCAGGAGGUGCUGGAGGGCUACAAGAAGAAGUAUGAAGAGGAGGUGGCACUAAGGGCCACCGCUGAGAAUGAAUUUGUGGCCCUGAAGAAGGAUGUGGACUGUGCCUACCUGCGCAAGUCGGACCUGGAGGCCAACGCAGAGGCCCUGAUCCAGGAGAUCGACUUCCUGCGGCGGCUGUAUGAGGAGGAGAUCCGCGUCCUCCAGUCCCACAUCUCAGACACCUCAGUCAUCGUCAAGAUGGACAACAGCCGGGACCUGAACAUGGACUGCAUUGUGGCUGAGAUCAAGGCUCAGUACGACGACAUUGCCAGCCGCAGCCGGGCCGAGGCCGAGUCCUGGUACCGCACCAAGUGCGAGGAGAUCAAGGCCACAGUGAUCCGGCACGGGGAGACUCUGCGCCGCACCAAGGAGGAGAUCAAUGAGCUGAACCGCAUGAUCCAGAGGCUGACCGCCGAGGUCGAGAAUGCCAAGUGCCAGAACUCCAAGUUGGAGGCUGCAGUGGCCCAGGCUGAGCAGCAGGGUGAGGCCGCCCUUAACGACGCCCGCUGCAAGCUGGCUGAGCUGGAGGCUGCCCUGCAGAAGGCCAAGCAGGACAUGGCCUGCCUGCUCAAGGAGUACCAGGAGGUGAUGAACUCCAAGCUGGGCCUGGACAUUGAGAUCGCCACCUACAGGCGCCUGCUGGAGGGCGAGGAGCAGAGGUUGUGUGAGGGCAUUGGAGCUGUUAAUGUCUGUGUCAGCAGCUCCCGGGGCGGGGUUGUCUGCGGGGACCUGACCGUGUCCGGUUCCCGGCCAGUGACGGGCAGCGUCUGCAGCGCCCCCUGCAGCGGGAACCUGGCGGUGAGCACCGGAAUCUGCGCGCCCUGCGGACCGAGGUGUGGCCCCGGUCCCUCGGUGCGGUUUGCAUAGCGCCUCCCGCUUUGCAACACACCUUACAGCGAGAGAGCAGUCCUCCAGCGGCUGGUCCCUGAGCUCUGAAAGGCCCUAGGCUUGAGGCGAAGGGGCUUCAGAACCGGCCCUCUGGACUCUCCCAACUGCUGCCUUAUCUCCUUGCAUCUCUCUCCCCUCUUGUGUGCUUGGUUCUUCCCGGGAGGCCGGGCUCCUGGCCCGCGCAUCUGGCAGCUCACCCCACCCACACCCCCAGGAGUCUAAAUUACUGGGUUCCUCGCAGCCCUGGGCAAAGAUCCAGUCCCGACUCAGGCUGCUCUGGGGGCCUGGACGCCGGUGACUUCUGAGGGUCAGACUGGCCCCAGGGCCACUCAAGUGUGGGCGCGCUGCGCUGCGUGCUGUGGCUCCCCUGCCUUCCAAACCUUCGCACAGUGACUGAGUUUGCAUCUCGGAGGAGACGAUUUUCCGCAGCAACCUCCUCCUGUCCCUCUCCCUCACACUUGGUUUCCAUGUUUCCAAUAAAGCUCAUGGGGCAUAUGUAAUCCGC
Messenger RNA from Manis pentadactyla (Chinese pangolin), 2337 nucleotides. Its product is annotated as keratin, type II microfibrillar, component 7C-like. Gene Ontology annotation, biological process: intermediate filament organization; keratinization. Lineage: Eukaryota; Metazoa; Chordata; Mammalia; Pholidota; Manidae. Gene Ontology annotation, cellular component: keratin filament. Bases 342 to 1811 code for a protein of 489 amino acids. Gene Ontology annotation, molecular function: structural constituent of skin epidermis. The transcript is spliced from 9 exons. The record is from RefSeq and is a predicted model, not a curated record.